Molecule: messenger RNA, 2079 nt
Organism: Annulohypoxylon maeteangense
Lineage: Eukaryota; Fungi; Ascomycota; Sordariomycetes; Xylariales; Hypoxylaceae
Exons: 1
Coding region: 718-1851 (377 amino acids)
Source: RefSeq, a predicted model, not a curated record
CGCAGAGCGACAACACGGAAAUGGUAAGGCGAUGGGGGCCAAGGAUUACUGCUUCAGGCGCGUAGUACCUUUGUCCCUUUUACGCAGUAGACGUCGUUCGUAGUCGAAACCCGUUCCUUUGACCGCCCACCCACUUGGAAUAUACCUUGCAGCAAGCAAUAGGCAAGUCAAAGACUUUACAACCUACCUAGUAGACAACCUAGUCUAGUACACUUACACGCCAACGUUGCCAUCACCGUCCGCCCGUCCCCGGUUUAUCAACACAAUGAAGGAUCCCUUUUUAGACCGACCAGAUCCCUGCCGGAACCAUAUGACGCAGGAAUAAAAAAUAAAACAACUAGGCGGGAACCGUCAUACAAGUGAAGCAGAUAUGCGCAGACACGCACUUUACAUGCAUACAUAACAUACACAUGCCAAACCGGACCAUGUCUCUAAGUAGGUAUUGUUUCUCGGCCCUACCGCCCCAAUAUAUCCAUCCCGUAUACCAUCUCACAUAGCAACUCUCCCCACGCUUUUAGUUUGAUUUAUCCUUUUUAAUAAUGAACCCUUGCCUUUCUCAUCAUACUACAUUCUUAGACUAAGUAGCCUAAGUUGAUCUUUGAGCAAACUUCAUAUUUUAUCUAGUCGACCUCCCACCUCAUGUUCACUCACAUGGGACCUUGACUCUUCAACUACCUUCUCACCUCUAUCAACCUCUCUAUACAACACCUCAUCAAGAUGAUGCCCACUCUCUUAGGGGCAAACAUGCCCCACGUACCUUCUCAGAACUUUGCCUCGGAUCCAACUUUUGCGGAACUAUCACGGCAGCUCGCUAUGUCAGAUUCGAUGCGUAGGAUAUCUCGUGGUUCGGCCGGGCAACGACCUCAAAACAACAUGCGUGUUGUAAAACCUAGCAGUGCUAGUAACAGCCCGCAAGCCAUGAUGGCACGCCGGAGGACAAUGAUGAACGACAAUAACCUCGCCCGUCGACGGCAACAAGUUUUGGACCAGGCCGUUAUGCAGCAGAUGCAAGACUACACAUCCUAUUCGGCACCCGUUGAAGACCCCAUCAAGAGGAGUAACCGGCCAGUCAGCUGGCACCCAAGCUCACAUAUUCAACAACCACAUAUGCAUAUACCUAUGCCACAGCAAGACUUCUCACAAUACAUCGUCCCGGCACCGAUGGCAUACCACCAACCAGAUAUUUACUCUGGUUACCAUAACUUACCUCCAACCCCCGCGGUUUACUCUGGACAGACUUCACCUAUAUCCUCCAUGUCUCCACUAUGUCUACCAUACGCAGCAUCUUCUCAACCGCAAACCAUGCCGACUUACAUCUCACAAGAGGCGUGGAAUUCUACGCCGCAAUUCGACACCAACUCUUACGCAACGAACUGUAACUCUGGAGAAAUGGAACCUUUCCCAUCAUUCACAAACCAAAUUCCGUUUAACUGGGGCGACAGCCUUGCUGCUCAUGGAUUUAACGUUUGCACGGCACCUCCAACGCCGGACGAGUUCCAGGUCGCUCAGCAACCAGAACCAACGGUCACUCCUGAGGAGUCGAUACCGUACCAGCCACUUGAAGAAUCAGAGGAGGAAGAGGGGGAAAUAUUGGUGGGGAUGGGUUUAUAUGAUCCACCAAAGACGGAAAUGGACCCAGGACUAGACAACUAUCGAACAACCACAUCUCAAUUAUUAGGAACAACCUACAGGAGAGGACAGGGAUGGAAACUAGAGGAAGCUUGGGAGCCACCAGCAACAGACGAUGAGGAUGGUGAGGGUGAUGAGGAGGAAGAGGAAGCAGAAGAGGGGAAAGAAGAAGAGAAGGACAAGGCAACAGAGUCAGCCGCGGCCGAACAGAACUGGAUUUAGUUCAGCAAUGUUUUCCAGGACAAUCGUUUACACUGCUAUAUCUGGGUGUAUGGAAGACUAAUUGGAGCCUAUGAAGACUACCUGUGUCAGGGGAAUUAUGCACAGCAUAGAGAGGAGAUUAUCAUAGAAACUACUUGAUAUUUGGGUCAAGGUCUAGCGUGCACAGAACACGCAGCCUUUGAUCUGCUCAAAAAAAUCAAGAAAAUACCAUUUGGGAAUUUUACUCAA